This is a messenger RNA of Melanaphis sacchari, 582 nucleotides long. Its product is annotated as cytochrome b-c1 complex subunit 6, mitochondrial-like. Gene Ontology annotation, biological process: mitochondrial electron transport, ubiquinol to cytochrome c. The coding region runs from base 148 to 426 and encodes 92 amino acids. Lineage: Eukaryota; Metazoa; Arthropoda; Insecta; Hemiptera; Aphididae. The record is from RefSeq and is a predicted model, not a curated record. The transcript has 3 exons.
UGUUUGGAAAACUGAUUGCCGACUUCAGAGAUUUCUUUUCAAAGCCGAAAGAUCGACUCCGUAGACCCUUUUCCGACCUCGUUUCGCCACGAAUAAUUUACUUAUUCUGUCUAUCUUUUUGUCAACUCAAAAAUCAGCCAUUAAAAGAUGUUGUUCGCCAGUAUAAGAGAAACACUGUCCAAUUUCGUGCAGUCUCCUUUCGGCGUUGUUAAGGCCGAAGAAGAACUAGUCGACCCAGCCAAGGUUUUGAGGGCUAAGUGUGAACAAGAAAAAGAAGCGCAAGAACGAUUUGCCAAAUUGCAAGAGUGUAACACUCGAGUAAACUCUAAAAAAGAAACAGCUGAAACCUGUGUUGAAGAGCUUUGGGAUUUUUUGGAAGUUGUCGAUAAAUGCAUCGCAAAAGACCUGUUCGAUCAUCUCAAGUGAAUUAUAUGUAAUAUAUGGUGUUGCAGUUUGACAGCCAUUUAGCAUUAGGUAUAUUUUGUGUGGUAUAAUCCAUUAUGUAAACAAAGAUAUGAUAUUACUAUUAUUUCUUGUUUUUUUUUCCGAUUUUCCAAUAAAAUUUGAGUUGAUUUAAAACUA